CCAGGAUAUCUUGGCUUUGGCGCAGUGACAAGAAAUUAGAUCUAAAAUCAAACGUAUCUUUUUAAAGAAACAUCCGGUAUUUGAUCCUUUUUAACUGGUUUCACGCGCAGACUUAUGCGCAGAUCAAUUGACUGGUGUUUGUUUCCUUUGCACGCAAUAAGUCCUGCUUUCUCAUUGGCGACGACCCAGCUAUGAAGACCGUUGUGUUUCUUCUCAGUUUAGUCUUUCUUGUCCCUGCACUUUCGUAUCCAUUCAACGAUUGCGACAAUUGUCGGGACUGUAGAAACAAUAAAUGUCACAAGUGCAACGAAGGCUACGCACUGACAAAAAUUUACGUGCGCCGUUUAUGUGUGCGUGCUAGUGAAUGCUGGGGAGGAGAAAAAACUGGCGUGGUUUGGGACCCAGUCUUAGGGACGCACAUCUGUGACCAGAGAGGAGAAUGUGGAGCAUCGAGCAAGUGCGUCGAGUGUUUGGUCAGUGGGUCUUGCACCAAAUGCAAGCAAAAUUUUGCCCUGAGAUUGUGGUCCAAAGGCCAUAUUGGCUACAAUGUCUGUGACAAAAACUGCGAAAAAUGCGUGGAACCGAAAAGCCAAGCUCAAGUCUGCAAGUCUUCGGCAGCUCUUUGUGCACCACCAGCCACGCAUCCGCCGAACCCAGAUUGUAACAAUUGUCAGGACUGUAGAAACAAUAAAUGUCACAAGUGCGACGAUGGCUACGCACUGACAAAAAUUUACGUGCGCCGUUUAUGUGUGCGUGUUAGUGAAUGCUGGGGAGGAGAAAAAAAUGGCGUGGUUUGGGACCCAGUCUUAGGGACGCACAUCUGUGAUCAGAGAGGAGAAUGUGAGGCAUCGAGCAAGUGCGUGGACUGUUUAAUCAGUGGGUCUUGCACCAAAUGCAAGGAAAAUUUUGCCCUGAGAUUGUGGUCCAAAGACCAUAUUGGCUACAAUGUCUGUGAUGAAAACUGCGAAACAUGCGUGGAGCCGAAAAACCAAGCUCAAAUCUGCAAAUCUUCGGCAGCUCUUUGUGCAUCACCAGUCACACAUCCGCCAACCCCAGCAGUUACCACUGCAGCUGUGGUAACCAACCCAGUCAAUGCCGCUGAGGGUUCUAUCAAGACAACCCCAGACAUGGACCCUUCAACUGUUGGGACAGACGAAUAAACCAAGCCAACUGUCGAUGAAACUCUGGAUGACGAUUACUGAAAUAUAAGUUCAACCUGAUUUGCCAAACCUUAGCUACAGACAACUAUAAGAAUGCUUCGUAUUCUAAGAGCUCCCGGUCUCCCGUCCCUUUAGUUCCCGGCUUUCUCCAACCCUGACAACGAGAGUGGCCGUACUCGUGCUGAUGCGCCCUGUUUAGGCUCUCAAUUCCAGGAAAAGUUGUUUUAAAGAGCUAAAAGUUUCGGAUGGCAACUUGGCUAACCGCUUCCAAUGAGGGCAGUCAGAAUUCAGUUUACAACAGCCUUAAAUCUAAUAACCACAGGGUAGCGACGAACAGUGCCACACUUUAACCCAACCCUUCCCCUUCCAAUCCCCCUUUCAAAUCUUCACACAAAAACCAAAAACGUCACAGCAGAGUUUUGCCAAAUCAGGACAGAUACACGUGGAAUGAGAGUGAAUGCUCUAAAUAAGCUUACCUUAUGUAUCAAUUAAGUUGUCCGUAGUGUUCAGAUUCCGGUGUGUACUAGAGCAAGUUUUGUGUUUCACAUUUGUUGUAACCCGGAAGCCUGAUAAAAAUUUUGAGAUCAAUACACAUGUAGUAUAGAAACUUUGACUAGAGAAUACUGAUUUUAGCUAUGUUGGAAAUGUGGAUUAAUUCAAGAAAAUAAAGGAAGCGUUUGUAAGACCUUUCAGUAGAGAAAGUUGUUUUCGACUAUUUAGAAAUGUUGUUUUUAAGAAAAUAAAGGAAACAAAGGAACUGGUUUAUUCUUA
Molecule: messenger RNA, 1931 nt
Organism: Orbicella faveolata
Lineage: Eukaryota; Metazoa; Cnidaria; Anthozoa; Scleractinia; Merulinidae
Source: RefSeq, a predicted model, not a curated record